Chaetomium strumarium is the source of this 1632-nucleotide messenger RNA. RefSeq lists its product as uncharacterized. The transcript is spliced from 2 exons. Lineage: Eukaryota; Fungi; Ascomycota; Sordariomycetes; Sordariales; Chaetomiaceae. The record is from RefSeq and is a predicted model, not a curated record. Bases 23 to 1261 code for a protein of 412 amino acids.
UGGUGUCCGGCCAGAGGUUGCUAUGAGCAACCGCGCCAAUGCCCAGAGUCUCAUGGCAUCCGGGUUCGCUGGCCUAAGCUCGAUUGGUCUCGGUGCUGUUACAUCCAGCGCCCUCGCAGAAGCUGGGUUGAAUGGAGGCUCGGAUGUGGCUGAAGGCUCCGGCGCCGGAGGAGCGGGGCCAUUCGCUAUCAGCGCCGGGACUCUUAUGAGCGGAUUCGGCAGCUCUAGUGAUGAGGACGAAGACGAGGAACAGGAUACCGAAGAGGAUGUCAACAACGAGUUCCGAGCCUACACCGACCCCCUCAAUGCCAACGCCAACUCGAUGAAUCCGCCAUCAAUCCCGCCACCACCGCCACCUCCACCGCCCCUCAACAUCCCGCCAUCCCGAGCCCGCCUCCAGCUAGCGGCUCGGCUAGCCAUGAAUAAACGCAACGCCGCUGCCGCUGCCGCCGCCGCCAACGGGGGCGAGGAAGGCAACUCUUCUACGAUGGCAGACGACACAGCCGGAGCUUCCGCCUUCGCAAACCCGAGUACGACAUCUAGCGAGCGCGUCCGUAACCCUUUCGCUGACUAUGAUGACGACGAAGACAACUCCGGUAGCGGAAGCGACGACGGCGAAAAUGUAGAAGGGGACGACCUAGGCAUGACCACAGGCUCGUCAGGCUGGAACCGCGGCUCAUGGUGGCGUGGCAUGGUCCGCAGCGCCAGGGACCGGGGCCAUAGGAGGACGAUAUCUGAUGAUAUGGAACAGGAGUUGGGGGUAGAACGGUUUGGGGAUGGACGGGACGAUGACAGCAGUGAUGAGGAAGGCGGGCGACGGAUUCGUGACGAUGAUAUCGACGACGAAGAGUUUGGGGACUUUGCCAUGCCCGAAGUAGAGGAGAGAGUUGGCGGCGGCGGCGGCCUAGUCUCGGGUAUUGACCCCGACAGGGAGUCAGUACUCGUCAAGCCCAUGCCGCUGCACCCUACGAUGACUACGCUGAAGAGCACUGUCAGCCCGUUCAGCAGCUUGUGGCCGUUCUCGCGAGAGAAGCGGGAGGAUGAUGCCGGUCAGACUGAGGGUGCUGCAUCCUCGGCCCCGGGUAUCACGGAAGAGCCGGUUGAGCUCGCACCGGAGGAAGUAACUAUACUCGGCGAGGACGGGAAGAAGAUUGACAGGGCGGUGGAGGCCACGCGGCGGACGAGCAUCGAGGACCCGGACGAGGACGAAGUCGAUAUCGGGGAGGAGAUCAUCGUCCAGCGGGCUGCGGGGGCGCGCUAGGGGCGCGCCCGUGUAGUGGCGUGGGGCACGAAGGGAUGAUAGAGUUGUAAGGUAUUACGAGGUACAGCUGAGAUGACAUGAGGGAUAAGGUCCGAGGGGCAUAGGGACGAGGUAGGAGAGAUAUCGUGCGGUCGAUGGAUUGUGUAUCCGUACUUGUAAACUACCUCCCCAGUUUAGCUAUAUCAUGAUGUUGAUGUCUGUUGUCUUUCGGCAUGCUAUCUUCCCAAUGCCUUCAGCUGCGUCCUGGUGUCUGGUUUGGCCCAAGCUCUUUCUAUGGCCGAAGCGAAGGUAUAACUAUUGUGAAGCGUGACAGGGGUGGACAGCGGUCCUAUCAAAAUCGGGUCAAAAUCUAGCCGCAGUGGCGCAUCCCG